This is a messenger RNA of Pleuronectes platessa (European plaice), 4196 nucleotides long. RefSeq names its product liprin-beta-1. The coding region runs from base 184 to 2805 and encodes 873 amino acids. The transcript has 25 exons. Gene Ontology annotation, molecular function: protein binding. The record is from RefSeq and is a predicted model, not a curated record. Gene Ontology annotation, cellular component: presynaptic active zone. Gene Ontology annotation, biological process: neuromuscular junction development. Lineage: Eukaryota; Metazoa; Chordata; Actinopteri; Pleuronectiformes; Pleuronectidae.
CUUCGCUCCUGCGCGUCUUGAGUUUGGAUGAAAACUCGAGUCUCGCUUUUAUUUCAAUGAGAAGUCGCUCGUGGACGAUGACGCUGCGUCAGACUCAGCUCCCCGCGGCCGCACCGACGCGCUCCGGACGAAUCCUCUAAAGUUUCCUGCGCAGAGAAAAAAAAACCAUUCAUUGAAGCGAAGAUGAUGAUGUCUGACGCCAGUGACAUGUUGGCAGCGGCCCUGGAGCAGAUGGAUGGGAUCAUAGCAGGCUCCAAGGCGAUGGAUUACUCCAACGGGCUCUUCGACUGCCAGUCGCCCACCUCGCCCUUCAUGGGGGGCCUCCGGGUGCUGCACCUCCUGGAGGACCUGCGUGCGGCCCUGGAGCUCAUGGACAAUGAGGAGAGGGACAACCUGCGCUGUCAGAUCCCCGAUUCCACCGCAGAGGGGUUGGCAGAGUGGCUGCACGGAGGAAUGGCCAACGGACACGGAUCAGACGCACUGAACCAAGAUCGCCUGUCGCGGCUGGAGAGUGACAAAGAGUGUCUUAUUCUCCAGGUAAGCGUUCUGACAGACCAGGUGGAGGUGCAGGGCGAAAAGAUUCGAGACCUCGACUCUUGUCUUGACCAUAACCGGGAGAAACUCAAUGCCACUGAGGAGCUUCUUCAACUGGAGCUGCUGAGCCGAUCGGCGCUGGAGACCCAGAAGCUGGAGCUGAUGACCGAGGUGUCGAGUCUGAAGCUGAAGCUGGCGACUGUGGAGCGCGACCACAGGGACCAUGAGGGCCUGUACCAGGAAGUGACGGACCUGCGGUUCAGGGUGACUGACAUGGAGAACGAGAGGCUGCAGUGUGAGAAGAAACUCAAAGUUACCAAAGAUGAGCUGCAGCUUCUGCAGAAGCAGCUGGACGAGCGAGAGCUGGAGCUGCGGAGGCUGAGGGACGAGGGCCGGCUGAAGGUGGAGGGAGGAGACGGAGAAACAGAAGUGCUGAAGGUGAGGAGGCUGUUGGAGACGCUGACGUCCGCCAACGAUCAGAAGGAGAGACGGAUUAAAGAGCUGGAGGAGUCGCUGACUAAGUGCAAGGAAGUGCAGGAGCUCGAUAAAGAGAACUUGAAUGAAGACGACUAUGAUGAUAUCCCAGAUGACCCCUCGGUUCCUGUGUCCAUGGAGGUGGACCAGGUCACGCUGGAGGGGGAGGCAGGAAGGAGCUUCGGCGAGUCGGUUCCGUGUAUCGCUGUCUUGUCUGAGAUGAACGAUCUGGACAGAGAGAGACAGCUGCAGACGCAAAGUUUGACGGUGACCAGCAGCAGUGACCAGACGAUAAACAGAGCAGCUGGUUCCCUCCCCCCCAGUAAAUCAAGCCCCAGCAGUGAGCAGGCCUUUGGCUCCAAGAAGAGUCGCUCCUCUUUUGGUCGUGGAUUCCUGAAGCUGCGAGGAGGGAAGCAGGCGGCCAGCACCUCCAACCUCGCUGAGACAGAACGUAAAGGCACAGAUCACCUGGACUUGGCCGGCGCUCCUCCACAGAAAUCCCACAAUGCACCUCCCCUGCCGUCCUCACCGGAAACCAAGAAGAAGUCGAAAGGCUUCAUGAAAUUCUUUGGCAGGCUGAAGAGGAGUCACUCCACCUCCUUCAACCUGGACGAGGCAGCGGAGAUGGAGUUCAGGAGGGGCGGAGUCAGAGCCACGGCCGGCCCCCGACUCGGGUGGUCACGAGAAGCUAAACACAAUGCUGUGGAUGUUCCGUUCGCCCGCUGGAGCAAAGAGGAAGUUUACGAGUGGCUGCACGAGCAAGGCCUCGGGUUGUACGCUGCUCAGGGUCAGAACUGGAUCCGAUCGGGACAAACGCUGCUGCAGGCGUCUCAGCACGACGUGGAGAAGGAGCUGGGCGUCCGGCAGCCUCUCCACAGGAAGAAGCUGCAGCUGGCUCUACAGGCGCUCGGAUCCGAUGAGGACGACCUGAAGGGCAGACUGGACCACAACUGGGUGACCAGAUGGCUGGAUGACAUCGGCCUCCCGCAGUACAAGAGUCACUUCGAUGAGGCGCGUGUGGACGGACGGAUGCUGGACCACAUGACCGUGGAGGACUUGUUGUCUCUGAAGGUCGGCAGCGUCCUCCAUCACCUCAGCAUCAAACGAGCCAUUCAGGUCCUCCGCCUCAACUCCUACGAGGCAAACUGCCUCAGGCGCCGGCCCUCCGACGAGAACAACAUGACCCCGGCUGAGAUCUCCCAGUGGACGAACCACCGGGUGAUGGAGUGGCUCCGGUCGGUGGACUUGGCCGAGUACGCUCCGAACCUGAGGGGCAGCGGCGUUCAUGGAGGACUGAUGGUGCUGGAGCCGCGCUUCAACGUGGAAGCUCUCGCCCUCCUGCUCAACAUCCCCCCCAACAAAACCCUGCUGAGACGCCACCUGGCCACACACUUCCACCUGCUGGUCGGCUCCGAGGCUCAGCGGCUCAAACAGGAAUGUCUGGAAAACCCCGACUACACCGUCCUCACCGCCACCGCCAAGGUCAAGCCUCGCCGGAUGUCAUUCGGCGGGUUUGGAACUCUGAGGAGGAAACGUCAGGACGACAGCGAGGAGUACGUCUGCCCCAUGAACGUGGAGAUGCCCAAGAGCAGCAGCUUCCAGACGGGGGAGCGGCUCUACGAGGACCACCUGGAGCAGAUGGAGGACUCUGAGGGGACAGUGCGGCAGAUCGGAGCGUUCUCCGAGGGAAUCAACAACCUGACGAACAUGCUGACGGGCGACGGCUUCUUCCAGGAAACGUCUGUCUGUCAUCCGGAGGUCGACGCAGCAGAAACACACGACAGCUCCGAGGCGUGAAGAAGAACUUUGGUUCAAAAGAACAAUUCUGAGCCGACGACGUCCCAGAUGAAAACCACGUGAGACCUUUUCACAGGGACGCUCAGUUAGUCUCUGAUAUUUAUUGAAGCUGUCAGUUAUAAUGCAUGAACUUCAAAUUCAAGGUUUGCAUUAACGUGCCUGCAUUUAUUGUUAUUACUCUUGUAGCCAGUGAGAUCAACUUUAAGAUGUUUGUCUUAUUUUAAAGAAAUCUCCCUCAAGUGUUUAUGUCCACAGCUGCAGUACGUCAACUUUUUUGAUUUGUCUCCGUUUCUUUUUAAAGAGUGUCGGGUUCCACGUGUUUUAAAACAGCUGUUUAAACUUGAGCAUCACACACACAGUAUAAAGGUUGAGACAAAUCUGAAAACUCAAACUUUUUAUGGUCAGACACCACAACACAUCUUUUAUAACAGUGAUAAACUUGUGUUUUUGCUUUCUCACCAGGUUCGAAAAUGAAAAUCACUCACAUCCGUAUAAAAAAAUAAAGCUCAAUUGGAAUAUUGUUCACUACAAAACGUAAAAUCACUAAGAAUUUGUAGUAAUGCUUAAAUAAACGUUUAGCUUCUUGUUUACCAGACGGACGUGAGUGGAUUUAAUUUUCUAAUCGACAAAGAUCUUCAACAUGAAACUGACCAAAUGUUUUUUUCUUCUACGUUGUUUUUCAAUUUUUGGUAAUAAAAAAGAAAAAAAAUCUAUUUUCUUUGUCUUUCCUCUUAUUAACAUCAAUCACUACAUAUCCCAUCAUGCACUGCGGUCCCACUAAAAUAAAAAGUCCAAACGUGGAUAGCUCAAUAGUAACUGGGUUUUAUGUUGCAUAUUCAAACACAAGCAGCAAGACGUCUCAUCAGUAACAGGAACGAAUCCGUCUGAGCACAAUAAACCACAGAUGAACAUCAGGUCAAACUCUCGGGGACGAUGAGCGGUUCCGUACAAAUGAAGCACGAUUAUAUUCAGUGUGCAUAAAAAAAGCUUUUGAAGUGUUAAGGCACUAAAGCCAGUAAACCUCCUCUGACACUGGGUUCCUUUAGCAACAGGUCUUUUAAAUCACAUCCUCCUUUCACCACAAGCCGAUAUUCUCUCACUUUGGUUUCCCGUCCCAACAUGAACAACACAACACACACACAUCUGAAUCCUGAACUCACAUAUACACAACUUUCCUCUCCUCACACUCUUCCCCCCCCCGGCAGGUCUUGGUCCUCGCUGUGAUUCUGUUGCAUGAUGAAUGUCACGGCAUAAAUAUUGUUUACAUAGUGCAAAUACCCGACUACAUAAGUGCUUAAUGCUUUUUGGAGUAGAGAGAAUUCUUUCUGAAGGUUCCGUCCUCGUCUAGAAGACGAACCUGCGAUCUUCAGCGUGGCCGACUUUGUCCAGGU